Messenger RNA from Prorocentrum cordatum, 237 nucleotides. The record is from the annotation of a GenBank genome assembly. NCBI's taxonomy places the organism in Eukaryota, Dinophyceae, Prorocentrales, Prorocentraceae.
GUGUUGAGAACCCCAUCUUGUUUGUGCUAGUCACGAUUGCGAUGAUUGGCCCGACAGUGCACUCGUGGAAAGAGAGGGGCCUCGGCUACAACAUCGAGAGACCGAGGGCGUACGCAUAUUCGAUUGAGGCUAAAGUUGGAGCCAGCUCUCGCACUAUCGAGGGCUCCCAGGAGAUAGAGGUACACCAGACUCUCAGUCAUGCGAUAUGGGCUGAUAACUUUUUCAUCUUCGCCCAAG